CCUGAAAAAUUAGGGUUUCUUCGAGAAAUUUGAAUCAGAGUGUGAAAAUGGAAGGAAGCAAAAGCGAGGCAGUGUUCGAUUCCAUGAAUCUAAAUCCUCAGAUUUUCAUCAACGAAACUAUCAACUCCGUCGAAGAUUAUGUCGACGCAGCUUUUGAUUUCUAUGGCCGUGAAGCAUCCAAAUUUCUUAAAAUCAACGGAUCUGAUAAAACAAAGUCACAAGAUUUAUCAAAUGGUAUUGAACAUGUUCGUGGUUUGAUACAAUCGGUUAUUGACAAGCGUUUGGAAUUGUGGGAAAGCUAUUGUGUUCGAUUCUGUUUCGCAGUUCCUGAUGGAUUUCUGUUGCCAAAGAGUGACGAGUCGUCGGUUGUUCAUCAGGAUGAGUUAUGUGAUCUAGAGUUGGAUGCAGAAUUGGAUUCUUUAAGGGAUAAGCUUAAUUUGGUAGGAAAGAGGUCUGUUGAGCUUGACUCCGAGCUUCAGGCUUUAGAAAGAGCCUCGGUGUCGAGGGAACGGUCUGUGAGAUUCGUUAAUGAGGCUUUGGAGCUUUAUGAUGAGUCUUCUGUCGAUGAAAUGUUCAAAGAGAUGGCGAAAAUGGCAUCGGAACUUCGUGCAAGCGUGGAAAGGCUGAAAACAAGAAGAAUGGAAGCCAGUGAAAGCGCUAAAGUAAAGAGGCUAAAGAACCAUGGCAAAGAGUUCUCGGCAAUGACUUUUGAUGGAAAGCUUGAAGACCUCGAAAAGUUUCAAGCCGAGUUAAAGAAGAUGUGAAAAUUGUUAACCUUUGUAGGAAAACAAUUGUGGUUUGUCAAAGAUAAUGCUCUAAACUGACU
Molecule: messenger RNA, 826 nt
Organism: Arabidopsis arenosa
Lineage: Eukaryota; Viridiplantae; Streptophyta; Magnoliopsida; Brassicales; Brassicaceae
Source: the annotation of a GenBank genome assembly